GCCAUGCAAAGAAGCGGCGCGGCAGGCAAGGCCCCCUGUCACGGCCCGGCUUGUGCCUCCGCAAAGCCAACAUCUCGAUUCUCGACCCGCUUGAGAGAGAAGCAGCUGAGGUUGCGGAAUGGAAACAUUAUAUCGUCAAUCUGAGGCACACUCAAAUAUCUCCUUUACAGUAGCCACGUGUGGCAUACAGAGAGUUCUGAUGCUGCAAACCUCAAACCUGGCGGGCGACUUUACAAAGUAACUCCUCCGUCUCUGCUUCAUGGUUGUUGUCAAUUGGAGGUGUGCGCCAAGCGGAACGAUCGCCCCCUGUUUCUCGAGCGCAGCUCCACGUUCGGCUCCGCAACUCACCGGAUUGCCAGCCAACAAACCACGGCCCGCGCAGGGGUGCCAGCAGAUCGAUUGAGCGCCGCAGACUCGAAGCAAGCUCAUGGCUCCGAGCCCGCCUCCCAUUGAACCCCCAGGGACUCGGCCAACACCGCUCGUUGUUACGCCAGACGACAGCCACGGCGAGCCGUCCUUCCGGUUCACUUGCGACGACUACGAUCGCGAUUGCGACCGGCAAAAUACUGACCCGCCACUCGCCGGUUCACCGGAGCCCAGCCCAGUUCUCGCGGCAUCACCCCGAAGCAGUUCUCCUGCCUUCCUCCAUCCCCACCACUCGACAUCUUUGCGACCUCCGAGUCCUGAGCCCGCUUUCACCAUGACGACCGAAGACGGGACUGCGAAUAACGGGGGCUCUACCCCUAAGAAUCCGUUCAACUUCCAGACCCAGUUCAUAUCUACCGGCCCAGUCAGGCCUAAUAUUGGCCAACGACGGGGCCAUCGGUAUAAGCACAGCUCGAUCAGCGCGCAGCACCAGAUCUUCCAGGAACCGCCUCCACGACCACCUCCAGUCCUCCCGGCCUCCCUUCCCAUCCCAACCCUUAAAGAAGCUUGGGCGAGCAUGCAGAGUGGUCAACGCGCGCGCCUCUGGUGGUGCUGCUGCCACGCCGUGGUCGCCAUGUAUGUCUUCUUCAGCGCCGAAGGCUCCCUCGCCAUGACAGCCCUCUCCCACCUCGUCUUCUUCGAUGUUGGCUCGGCCGCCGUUUGCGUGGCAGUUGACGUGCUGGGCAACUUCGAGGUCUGGCGGCGCUCCAGCAUCCGGCACCCUUUCGGUCUGCAGCGCGCCGAGGUCCUCGCCGGCUUCGCCAUGUCCGUCUUCCUCGUCUUUGGGGGGUUCGACCUCAUCUCGCACAACCUCAAGCAUUUUCUCGAGACCGUCGGCGACCACGCGCCGCACCACCCCGCAUCAUCGACCACAGCAACUAGCCAUUCGGGCGGCGCGGUGCAUCUCGACGGUCAUGGCCACGCUCAUGGCGUGCGCUACAUCCCCCCGGGCACCGUUGACUUCACUAGCCUGGCAGCCGUAGUCAGUACGCUCGUGAGCGCCUACGGCCUGCGCAAUCACGGGCGCAUCCGGCGCGUCAUGCGCGUGCCCUUCCCCUACCUCGCGCGCCUCCUGCCCGGCGCCGGCAUCCUCGCCAACCCCUUCCACUUCCUCACCCUCUGCUUCUCCUUCAUCAUGCUGCUGCUCCCGCUCCUCAGCAUCCCCCUUUUUGUCUGGCUCGACCGCCUGAUCUGUGCGGCCAUCGCCGCCAGCAUGUUUGUGCUGGGCACGCGCCUCGCCGUCGCUCAGGGGCUGAUGCUACUGAUGAGUUAUAGCGACUUGCCCUCGUCAACUGCCACGGCCAAACCGAGCAGUAGCGGCAGCGGCAGCAGCAACAACAAUAACAACACAAUCGCCACCACCAUCAAGUCGGCGCUCGUCUCGGACGACCAGAAGAAGACGGACGGUGACGUCGGCGGCAGCGGCAACGCGACCACGUCCGUGUCGUCCGUCAUCCGCGAGAUCGAGUCGCAGCCGCAGGUCGCCAAGGUGGAAGAGGCGCAGUUCUGGGAGGUGCACUACGGGCUGGCCAUGGCCAACCUCAAGGUGCGGCUGGCCCAGGGGUGCAGCGGAAACGACGACGGCAUGCUGAGCCAGCUGCGGUCCCGGCUGGCUCGCGUCGUGCAGAACCGGCUCGCCGGGGAGGGAGGGUACGGGCGGGGCGGGACCCGAAGGUGGGAGGUCACUGUGCAGACCUGUAGCAGCAGUGACGGGUAGUUCUUCACACUAUAUGAGCAGAUACAUAGCUGAAUGGCAAGACCAUUUG
Messenger RNA from Thermothelomyces thermophilus ATCC 42464, 2192 nucleotides. RefSeq lists its product as uncharacterized. Lineage: Eukaryota; Fungi; Ascomycota; Sordariomycetes; Sordariales; Chaetomiaceae. The record is from RefSeq and is a predicted model, not a curated record. Gene Ontology annotation, biological process: transmembrane transport; intracellular zinc ion homeostasis; zinc ion transport. Gene Ontology annotation, cellular component: membrane; Golgi apparatus. The transcript is spliced from 2 exons. Gene Ontology annotation, molecular function: zinc ion transmembrane transporter activity. Bases 701 to 2143 code for a protein of 480 amino acids.